Zingiber officinale is the source of this 2372-nucleotide messenger RNA. RefSeq names its product NAC domain-containing protein 78-like. Gene Ontology annotation, biological process: regulation of DNA-templated transcription. The transcript has 5 exons. NCBI's taxonomy places the organism in Eukaryota, Viridiplantae, Streptophyta, Magnoliopsida, Zingiberales, Zingiberaceae. Gene Ontology annotation, molecular function: DNA binding. The record is from RefSeq and is a predicted model, not a curated record. The coding region runs from base 97 to 2097 and encodes 666 amino acids.
UUACCUUCUAGCGAAAUCCUUAAUAACUAACUCUUGAUCGAUUCGGAAACCCUCGUCCCCGAUUCCUCAGCCGAUCGAUCCGAUCCGCUCCGAUCAAUGAAUUCCGCCGCCGCCGAAGCCUCGGCUUCUAAUCUGCCGCCGCCGCCCGCGGCGGCGUCCCGCCUGGCCCCCGGAUUCCGAUUCCACCCUACUGACGAGGAGCUCGUCUCCUACUACCUCAAGCGCAAGGUCUGCGGCCGGCCGCUCCGCGUGGAUGCCAUCGCGGAGGUAGAGCUGUACAUGUUCGAGCCGUGGGAGCUGCCGGACCUGUCCCGGAUCCGAAACCGCGACCAGGAGUGGUACUUCUUUACCUCCCUGGACCGCAAGUAUUCCACCCGGUCGCGGACCAACCGCGCCACGCCUCAGGGCUACUGGAAGACCACCGGCAAGGACCGCUCAGUGGGACGCGGCCCCCGCGCUGUCGGCAUGAAGAAAACGCUGGUGUACCAUUCCGGCAGGGCGCCUCGUGGCAACAGGACAAAUUGGGUUAUGCACGAGUACCGCCUCGAGGAUGAGGAGCUGACCAAGUCCGGGAUUUUCCAGGAUGCGCAUGUUGUUUGCAGGAUCUUUCUAAAGAAUGGCUCUGGGCCUCAGAAUGGCGCUCAAUAUGGAGCACCGUUUCUCGAAAAAGAAUGGGAGGUGGAGGAAGAUGGUGCGGUUUCAAUGCUCGACGGAGGGGAUUAUCACGCUACUGAAGUGGUUUCAAUGCUCGAUGGAGGGGAUUAUCACGCCACUGAACGAGGAUAUUUUGAAUUUAGUGAUCUUGUACAGAAUGAAGACUUGAAUAAAGAACAGACAAAUGUUUUCAAUUUUGCACCAUAUAUUGGUGGAACAGAUAAUGGUGGCCAUCCAGAAGAUGCAAGCAAUUUACUGGAUGAGGCUUCCAAAGAUAUUAGUUUCACCAACUUGGGUGAUACACCUUCUCAGAAGAGUGUGCCAGCUUCUAUUGAUGAAAUGGAGAAACAUCCUCCAGUGGAAGAUUGCAGUCAUACUCAAACUUGUGUAAAUGCAAAGGAAGAAUAUGUGGAGUUGAAGGAUAUUGCAGAUACUGUGAAUGUGGCAUAUUCUUUUGUUGAGGAAUCUGUUGGUUAUCCUAUAAGGAAUUGUCAUGUGGAAAACACAAAUGGGGUUGGUGAAAAUAUCCACCAAGUGCAAAUGUUUGAAGUCGAGGAAUUCUUCGACUCCAUAAGUGAAAGUGAUGACCAGCCAGAAUCAGAUCGAAACUCCCUGUUGGAAGAUAAUAUCUUUACCCAAUCAAACGGCUCCAAUUCCUCAGCUGGUACUUUCACCUCCAAUCAGGGAAAGAUAGCAGUCUGUGAUGUGCCUAAUGAGAAUGUAGCAUUCUGGCAAGAAAAUGUUGUAAUGAAUGAAUACUUGCCUACAGUUGAACCAUCUGGUUUUGAGAAGGUUGAUGAAUUAUUAGUGUACUUUGAUGCAACUGAUGGCGAUUUGCAUUAUGGCAAUAUUGGCUUUUCACGGAGCAGUCCGCCCGCUGCAUUUGAUUUUGCUCAAGAGGAUUGUGGCUGCACAAUUAAGUCAACAGCCCAGGUGCCAAAUACUUUUAUAAGUGGAGCUUCAUCCUCAGGUUCGUGUGUUCCUUGUGAUCAGUCCGAAGACAAAUGUAAGGAUGUUGGUGAUAAACCAGAUGACACCAUGAAAGAUUCUAACAAGGAAAAUGCUGCAAAGAAGCAUCUAUUAAACAUGUUGGGUGCAAUCUCGGCACCCGCAGCAUUUGCUGAGUUUCCUCCUAUGUCUGGAAAGGUUGCUGCUGCCCACUCAGCCAAUCCAAUCCAUGUAACCUCUGGGUUUAUUCGCAUCUACAGUUCAACCAUAUCAGAAAAUGUCGUGCACGGGCCCUCCCAGAAGAAUGGACAUGCACAUUGCAUGCUUUCCUACAGCCUGCCUGAUGAAUCUACAAGAAAGCGUCAGGUUAAUCCUGUGUCGAUGGUGAUCCGAGGAGGCAUGUACUUAUUCUUAGUCUCAUGGCUAAUUCUUACAAUUAUCUACAAAGUGGUGACUGGAUACAUGGCAAGAAAGAAGGUUCUACAAAUCAAGUAAGAUUUGACUGACCUGAACAUUUAUAUUUCCACAUCCAGUGCAAUUGCAGAAACUCAGGUACUAGGAUUAUUUAGUGUCCCAAUAGAUAAACAGUAGCUAGUUCGACAUUUUAUAUACUAAGUUAUUCAACAACACAUGGCAACUGUAAUACAACAUUUCGUUGUAAUUUGUUGGGAAAAAUUCUGGUCCCAAUUGGCCCCUCGUGUUUGCAUGGGGCUUUUAGUGUGACACUCGAAGUUUCAUUCAUCUCAUUUGAUCUUUGUUUAGUUAUCUCA